CUUCUCUCAGCUUCGCAAAAGGGUCAAACGGCCAUAGUCAAUCUCCUCUUGUCACGCGGCGCUUCAGCAACUGCACAAGACAAGCACGGGAGGUUCCCCUUACUGGUGGCUGCAGAAAAUGGCCAUGAGCCUAUCGUGAAGCUGCUUCUCGAGAACGGGGUUGAUGUUAACGCAAAAGAAACGUCGAAUUAUGGCCGCACAUCGCUGUGGAAGGCUGUUAAAAAUGGCCAUGAGGCAGUGGCAAAGCUUCUUAUUGACAAGGGAGCCGACAUCAAUGUCAGAGAUUGUACUGGAAUGACAUUGCUCUCA
Messenger RNA from Trichoderma harzianum CBS 226.95, 309 nucleotides. RefSeq lists its product as hypothetical. The record is from RefSeq and is a predicted model, not a curated record. The transcript has a single exon. Lineage: Eukaryota; Fungi; Ascomycota; Sordariomycetes; Hypocreales; Hypocreaceae. Gene Ontology annotation, molecular function: protein binding. The annotation marks the transcript as partial.